CCGUAGCUUCUGCCCCUGGAGCGCAGCGUGGAGGCCCGAGAGCGGGAGUGCCACCAGCACAGAAGCCUGCUCCACAACAAUUUGACACUCCUUAUCCGGGCACUGCUUAUCCGCCGGCGCAGCCAGCUCCUGAUGUCAACAUACCGCCACUAGAGGGACUUGAAGUAGCGGGUCCUCCCGCCACUGCGACUACCACGACGCCGGCGUCAGCACCUUCGGCAACACCCACCACUACUGCCACUGCAACUCCUGCAACAACGAUUGCAACGACGGGUCCUACACCUACCACCACCACAGGUGUAGCCGCCACGGAUGUGUACGGUACCGGCUUCACCCCGUCACCCACUCCUAGUCAACCACAAUUCCCAUCGGACGAAGUAACGAGGAAAGAGAAAAUGGAUGGUCAGUAA
Messenger RNA from Cooperia oncophora, 410 nucleotides. NCBI's taxonomy places the organism in Eukaryota, Metazoa, Nematoda, Chromadorea, Rhabditida, Trichostrongylidae. The record is from the annotation of a GenBank genome assembly.